AUGAUAUACGACAUCUUCUUUGUUGCCGUCUAUAUAUUCGGCUACAUCAUGACAGUAGUCAUGGGCCCCGAGCACCAAGACUGGCUUCCGGCUGUUUUCCGGGAAGGCAAACCCUUGCGGAAACUGGCUCCGUUUAUCCUGAUGUUGGGUAUUCUCGCGUCCCCGAGCCUUGUCAUCCACUGGAAGGAAAGGAGGGCAGAGGCAGUCAGUGCAGACGUGGAGCUGGGCGUGAGCCGCGCUGUGGUCACAAACAUCGAAGAAAACCUCCAUAACGUGGAGCUGCCUCCUAUGAUCGAUGAAAUCGCCCUUCUGAUCGCCCUGCCGGUUUCUCCGCCUUCCUCUGCUGGGUCUACCUAUUCAGGCGACUCACCUGACUCGGAGCGGCUUUCGCUUGAGUCCAUGACUCGCAGCUGUAGUACCCUGUUGGUCUCGCCAACUCCUCCGACGCCUACCACUAGCCCUAUUCCCCUUCGCGGCCCUCCUCGUGCUCGUGUUCGUGGCAAUCCCCGGGUCUCUGCUCCUAUUCCUACUCCUGCAGCUGAACCUGCCCCUGCUCCGGCCGCGGCUCCGAUUGUCGACCAUGUGACGAUCAUCGAUGACGACAACGCGCAGCCCACUGCUACUGAGGAACAGGAUCAGACCGGUACGGCAGAGUGGGCUUAG
Sporothrix schenckii 1099-18 is the source of this 663-nucleotide messenger RNA. RefSeq lists its product as uncharacterized. The record is from RefSeq and is a predicted model, not a curated record. The transcript has 2 exons. NCBI's taxonomy places the organism in Eukaryota, Fungi, Ascomycota, Sordariomycetes, Ophiostomatales, Ophiostomataceae. The coding region runs from base 1 to 663 and encodes 220 amino acids.